CGAGCCUUCGAGUCUGGAUGUUGUUUACUCUGUCCGUUUCUGCCUGCCCAUAGGUUUGACUUUGCCUGGACCAACACCCUCGUUAUGGUCGUCAUGGCUCCUAUUCACAUCACAAGAGCUCUCGAUGGAGGCAGUGCCAACACCAACGCCGUCGGCAUAGCUUACGUCGUUGCUGCCAUCAUCUAUACAUUCGCACUGGCCGGCGAGAUCUACAUGCUAUAUCGAAACCGCUCAGCUUUCUGCAUACGCAUCAGAGGCCUCGAGGUCACGUUAACAUCUGUGGCUGCGCUUCAUGUCUACCUGAUCAUUGUGCUACUGGUGUAUCCUUUGAACGGGAAUUGGCCUUGCCCGGCCGAGUUCUGGGUCAUGUCCAUCUUCCUGCCCACAGGCAUGGCCGUUUUUCAAUCCUGCAAUGCCCGAGUGCUCAAAGUGUACGAGGUCCAACGAAGAUUGCAAAAAGAUUUUCUCGCCGGCGCCCGCAAGAAGCGGUUGACCUACACUCCCAGAGGCCUCUUCGAAGCUUGGCUGGAUCUCGAUGCUUCGGCCAAAGUCAGAGUAGCCACCGUUGUUGGAUUGAUCCUUUCGUUCGUUCCCGCCCUCAUUCUCUUCCUUGGAUCGCGACGAUUCCACGCGUCUUUCGGUUUCUUUGGUCCUAUCGUGGAUACACGGUUAUGUCGUCAAGGUGGUGAAUGGGUUCCUUCCAUCCUCGUGCAGCUGUUCUGGACUGCCUUCGUUGGGCCAUGGAUUCUAUGGAAGAUCCGCAUGAUCAACGAUGUUCACUCUUGGGCAUGGCAGACAAGGCUGGCCGUAGUUGCUGGUUUACCUGGAACUCCGCUCUGGCUUGCAUUUACCUAUUCCAAAGUACCAGCUAUGAUGGACAUCAAUAUGUACUUCCCUACGGCCGGAUGGUUCAUACCAUCCCUGGUAGUCUGUCAGCAGGUGCUAAUUCUGGUCCCUCUGAUUGAACUUUCUCGGGCGCCUCUACACAAAGACGCACCACCCACGGCCAGUGAUACGGCAUCUAUCACUUCCGUAUCAACGAGUUCAUCCGAGAAGAAACCUGGGUCAAUCAUCAGCAAAGACGCGAAGCCCAAAGUCUGCAUGAAGGCAUUGGAGUACAGCAUCGAACACCACAUGGAACGCUUGAUCGACUGGACCGCAUCGCGCGAAUUUACUGCCGAAAACCCUAUUUUCCUCCGCGAAGUGUGCAAUUUCAAAAGGAAGUGGUCGGCUUUGAAGAUCGUUACGACUGCCCAGAGACGGCAGAUGCACACUGAAGCAUCGCUUAUCUUCUUUACGCUUGUCGACCCUUUCACCGCCGAGACUCCAAUCAACAUCGAAUACAAGAUUUUCAAGACGUUGCAGUCGCAAUUUCAAGGCAUGGAAUAUGACCCCUACAUGCCGCGAAGCAGCUCGCCCACCGAAUCCCUAUCAUCCGCUGCCAGAGAACAUGUCGUAUGCCCGUGGGAAAACACCCUGAAUCGACCGGCUAGUAUCGAGUCGGUGUCAAGCGUGUCUUCCACGAAGAGCAUCGUUCCGAGCGAAUUCACCCUUGAGGUGUUCGAUACGGCAUACGAAAGCAUUAAAUACCUCGUCUUCACAAACACGUGGCCUCGAUUCGUAGAUGCGGAGCUCAACAGUGACGGUGACCUGCGAGCACCAUAG
Molecule: messenger RNA, 1665 nt
Organism: Periconia digitata
Lineage: Eukaryota; Fungi; Ascomycota; Dothideomycetes; Pleosporales; Periconiaceae
Source: the annotation of a GenBank genome assembly